AUGUCUUUAGAGGUGAAGGAGAAGACCCAUGUCCGCAUGGUGUUUUUGGGAGCAGCUGGAGUGGGCAAAACAGCUUUGAUCCGCCGUUUUCUCCAAGACACCUUUGAACCCAAGCAUCGUCGCACGGUGGAGGAGCUGCACAGCAAGGAGUAUGACAUAGGUGGGAUGAAAAUCACAGUUGAGAUCCUGGACACCAGUGGCAGCUACUCCUUCCCUGCAAUGCGAAAACUGUCUAUUCAAAACAGCGAUGCAUUUGCUCUGGUGUACGCCGUAGAUGACCCAGAGUCCUUAGAGACGGUCAAAAGUCUCAGAGAUGAAAUCUUGGAGAUUAAGGAAGACAAGUAUACUCCCAUAGUGGUGGUCGGCAACAAAGUAGACAGAGAAGACGAGCGCCAAGUGUCUGGGGAUGAUGUUUUGUCCACUGUGGAGUUGGACUGGAACAGCAGCUACUUAGAGGCAUCUGCAAAGGAGAACGCUAACGUGGUGGAAGUGUUCAAAGAGCUCAUGCAGCAAGCCAACCUGCCCUGCCGCCUCAGCCCAGCGCUACGCAGACGCAGAGAGACUUUUCCCAAAGACACAGACUUCAGGCCGCCCAUGAACAAAACCAACAGCUGUAUUCUGUCAUAA
Knipowitschia caucasica is the source of this 627-nucleotide messenger RNA. The record is from the annotation of a GenBank genome assembly. Lineage: Eukaryota; Metazoa; Chordata; Actinopteri; Gobiiformes; Gobiidae.